CCAGAUGACAAAUACCUGAGAAUGGAUUGGUUUUUUUUGGCUCUUCUGGGGUGUAUGAUUCCCCUUUCUUUAAGCUACGAAGAGGAGUCAUGUUUCGUUUCUCAUGAAUGCGAAGAUGAGUGUGGCACGAUUUUCUAUCCAAUUGUUAAGCCCUUGCUGAAGUACUUUGAAACUUGUAGCGCAAAGAAUCUCAAGUUUGAGGAACUACAAGCCACCAUUCGAGAAAAGGAUAAUGAAAUAAAAAUAUUAAAAGAUCAACUUGAUGCUUUGACAAAAUCAAGUGAGAUUUCAGAGCAGCCCCCACCCUUUAUCUCCCCAAUCACCGAGAGUUGUUCUCCCAACGAAAAUGCCACAACAACCAUUUACAUCCCAGGACGAGAUCCUUUCCAGGUGAUUUGUCGCUCCGGAUGGAUUGUGGUCUUGAAUAGCCAACGACAUAAACAUGGUUUUAAUCGGACAUUCGAGAACUAUAAAGUAGGUUUCGGAGAUCCGGAGGGAGAAUACUUUAUUGGCUUGGAAAGGCUGUAUCUGAUAACGACAAGUGUAGCCCACGAGCUGAGGGUGAUCAGCACCUAUUUUCCUCCAAUCCAAUGCGACAACUUUGAGGUGAGUGAUGAGGAUGAUGAAUAUGCGAUAACAAGCCUGGAAGGCUGCUCCGGAGAUCCUGCUGCUAUAUCCCUCAAGGAGAGUACUCCAUUUUCCACCUACGAUCGGGAUCAAGAUGGUCAGCCAGACACCAAUUUGGCGGCUGUCUGGGGUCGUGGCUGGUGGUACAAUGGUCUUGGUGGAGUGUACGUAUGA
Messenger RNA from Drosophila bipectinata, 801 nucleotides. RefSeq names its product ficolin-1-like. The record is from RefSeq and is a predicted model, not a curated record. NCBI's taxonomy places the organism in Eukaryota, Metazoa, Arthropoda, Insecta, Diptera, Drosophilidae.